Molecule: messenger RNA, 288 nt
Organism: Vairimorpha ceranae
Lineage: Eukaryota; Fungi; Microsporidia; Nosematidae
Exons: 1
Coding region: 1-288 (95 amino acids)
Source: RefSeq, a predicted model, not a curated record
AUGUUGUUUGUAAUUUGUCAUUUGUCUUUUUAUGUAAAAUUAAAAUCAAGUCAAAAUCCACCAUUUGAUUCUUUAACCCCAAUUUUUUAUCGAAAAAUUUCAUCAUUUUACCAUAAAGAGUUAAUGAAUAAAAAAAUGCGUUUUUAUUUUAUAUUAAAAUUUAAUUGUGAAGAAUGUGUCGCUGUAGCAUUCGAUACAGUUAAAAAAAUAGCAAAUUAUGAUUUGUUUAAUAUGCGUCGCUGUAUACCUGUUUUGUUUUUGCCGAAAAAAUAUUUUUUUAACCCAUAA